Bipolaris sorokiniana ND90Pr is the source of this 554-nucleotide messenger RNA. RefSeq lists its product as uncharacterized. Lineage: Eukaryota; Fungi; Ascomycota; Dothideomycetes; Pleosporales; Pleosporaceae. The transcript has a single exon. The record is from RefSeq and is a predicted model, not a curated record. Bases 147 to 470 code for a protein of 107 amino acids.
AAGUUUCGUAAACCAUGUAUGUUCUCAUAGAACUUGAUCCAUAACCAACAACUAUCAAAUUCGCAUGACUUUCUCUAACCCUUCUUUCAGCUUACCCAAAAUGUCUAUUCUGAUAAUAGUGAUUACCCAAUAUCCCUUCCUGCCUGAUGAUCAUUCAAAUCCUUCCCUUGGCCUCCCUACCAAGAGAUGUUGCCGCCCAUAUGCAAGAUAGAAAAAAGCAAACAACGGAAGCCUAUAUUCCAGACCAGCUACUCCACUCCAACCCUGUAGUUCAACGACACCAACAACUCCAAGUGUUCCUUCCAUAUAUUAGCCCCCCUUACUAUACCAAUCCAGUCAGCUAUCCCCCACUCCCUUACGUUUCAGCUCUGCACAGCGCAACUACCAGAUCCACUCAUCUCUCACGAUCGCAUAUCGAACACCGUAAAAGCGCACCUAGUCCCUGUCUCCCUACCCUUGGCAAAGGGUAGACGCAGACGCAGGUAGACGCAAGCACACUUCUCCACCAUCUCGCUACACAUGAACCCCUCACCGCCCCCUCCCUUCAUACCCUA